AUGAUUCUCGUGACUCUAAAGCAGACGUGCCUCAAUGUCUCCAAGACUGGCGCCACUGCCAUCAAGAGUGGUUUGCAUGUGGCCUUGGAAGACUGCAGUCUAUCCACGUGUACGGUCCGUGUCUGGAUUGACGCCGACCGUCGAUUACAAACCUCACAGAACAAUGGCACCGCCUACUUUCUCGAACAUAUGACUUUCAAAGACAUAAACCAUCGAAAAUCGCGGUGCACACCUGAACGCCUACACAUCACGCGAACAAACGGUCUCCUAUACCAAAUGAUGCAGCAAAGAUUCACCAAAAAUCAUGAAAAUCUGAUCAGCUAUUGUUCAAAACAAUUCAUUCCAUGA
Adineta ricciae is the source of this 348-nucleotide messenger RNA. Lineage: Eukaryota; Metazoa; Rotifera; Eurotatoria; Adinetida; Adinetidae. The record is from the annotation of a GenBank genome assembly.